AUGGCAAAAAAACGUGGAGAUCGAUCUCCCAACCUCAAGCUUCGGCAGCCGGACCGAUCCGGGCCGUCAACCAAGACGCUUCUCGAGCUUGCCGAAGAAAGGGAUCUCUUUGUUUUGGCAAAGAACAAGGAGGACGCGAACAAAAAGGCCAAACGAGCCGAGACACACGGGGAAAGCAUUCAGCGUGGGGGUGAGGAUGGCGAUGAUGGUGAUGAUGAUGGGGCGGAAUUGUCGCCGACCACGGAACGCAUCCUCGACACUAUCCUCUGGACCAUCAGCCUAGCCAUGCUACAUUUCACUCUGGAUGUCCUCGUGCAGCACCAGUUCUCUGCCGACCGGGUUGUCUGGGCCAAGGUCUGGACGCGCGCCGGGCAGGCACUUCUGGUCUUCGCCAUGCUCUUCUACCCCCUCCAUCCGCACCCCUCGAACCCGUCAAUUCUCCCCGGACUGCCUAAGCGCGUACAGCCCAUCAUACGGCAGUCCAUAUUCUUCGUGGCCAGCAUCUGCGCCGGGUGCUAUCUAAUUCACAUCACAAACACUUACGGAUAUAUGGCCGUGAUGAAGCGCGCCCCGCCCGUUGGCUGCCUGUGGGUGUGGUCUGUCAUUGAGCUCGAUUUGCCCUGGGCCGUCCUUAGUCUCGCUAGUGCAGGUUCGUUUCUCUUACUUAAAGGGUACAGCAUUAGGUAA
Messenger RNA from Lasiosphaeria miniovina, 687 nucleotides. RefSeq lists its product as uncharacterized. The transcript is spliced from 2 exons. The coding region runs from base 1 to 687 and encodes 228 amino acids. The record is from RefSeq and is a predicted model, not a curated record. Lineage: Eukaryota; Fungi; Ascomycota; Sordariomycetes; Sordariales; Lasiosphaeriaceae.